GUUGUGCUCCUCUGAGGCGCCCGCUCCCUUCCCGCCUGCCGGGCAUGGCGCUGCCUGCAACUGCUUCGUGACGAUGAUGAUGAUGAUGAUGGUGGUGGUGGUGAUGGUGGUGGUAAUGUUUGGGGUGAUUGUUAUGAUCACUGCUCAGCAUCAACGCCGGGCAUGUGAAAUCCCAAGCCUCAUGCCAGCAACGCGCCUGUUUCUGCUCCGUCCCUUCAGCCUCCUGCUGCUGCUGCUGGGGCCGCAUCUCUUUGUGGGAUCUUUCUCCCUGGGCUCUGCCUCCGAGCGUCCCCCCGUCGCUACGGCGGGGCCUCGGACAGCGGCGUCCAUCCAGGGGGGACCCGCUUUUCUUGCGGCUUCUUCCUCCUCGCUACUUCCGAGGGAGAAAGGAAGCCCGCAGCCUUCCGCGGCAUCUGUCAGCGUUUGGGAUCGGACGACGGAUCGAGGCGGCGGCGGCGGCGGCGGCGGCAGCUCGGCCAUUAUGACCAGACAAAAGGAUGUAGAAAGUCCAAACACUGAAGCAAAGAUUUCCACUUCCUAUAUACAAAGUCUAGAUGCAACCAGUACAUCUGGAAAUAAUAAAGUAAGGACGUUGUGGACCAAUUUAGCUUCAGCAUCUGUAGCUGCAACAGGAAGUACCACAUCUUAUGCCAAAAUAAUCAGAUCUGUGAAUGUGACAUCACAGUUAUCUCAAAUAAUACAAACCAAGCAAGCAAGUGCCUCACGAAAUAUGGCGGGUAUUGCCGAAAAUGAAUCAGUGACUUCGAGGAAGCAUUUUCCCAAGACAGCAAAUUCUCCAUUUUUGGAGGAAAAACAUUCAGCCAUUGGGAGCAACUACCAUACAGCUAAUACCUGGGUUGAAGACAGCACAAUGUCCGGUUUCCAUAUACCAGACAUGGGCAGUUCAGCAACACUCAGUCAGAGUUCAGAAAGGACUUCCCGCUUUCUUAGAGAGAACUUCGGUGGAAAAGGGCCAGCUACUCAAAAAGAACUUGCUACAUCUUCUGGUCAAAUCCAACGGUCAUCUCAUGUAACAUUUCCAAUACCCCAGAAUAGGAGAUCAAAUGCCAAACAGCCGGAUUCUUUAACAAGGAUUGUGCUUACUUGGCCUUAUACUUCUCCACGAACCAAUACUCAUCAGUUAAACAGAAACUCCAACACAGAGAAAAGAAUUUCUAGUCCUGAUAUGGAUUAUAUGAAAAUCCUGAACAUAUCCAACAGAAGUGAGGAGAAGAUAUUUCAAACUAUAAGAGACUUCAGCAGUUCUCAAGCAACAUUUAAACUUUAG
Molecule: messenger RNA, 1288 nt
Organism: Pseudonaja textilis
Lineage: Eukaryota; Metazoa; Chordata; Lepidosauria; Squamata; Elapidae
Source: RefSeq, a predicted model, not a curated record